UGCCUCCGCGCGCGGGGGCCCGGCCACUCGGAGCAGCUCCGCCGCGGGGACUGCACCGCCCGCCCUGCCGGACCCGCCCCGACCGGGGCUCGCCGCCUGCAGCAGCCGCAGCACCGCGACCUGGGGCCCCGCGCGGGCUACGGCUGUGCCCGGGGGCUGAGCGCGCAGGGAGAUCCUGUGUCAGCUCCGUUUUCACAGAGGAGGAGAUGGAUGUUCAGAGAAGCUGUGUGACCGAGAUUCCUGACGAGAGAGACUGAGAAGAGAGGAAGGAGGGGCGGGCUCCUGGCAAGGCAUCCGCUCCUGAACUGAGUCCUGCAAAAGAAGCAGGCAUCUGAGACACGCUGCACUCCCUGCGAGUUCACAGCACCAGAGAUCCUUGGCUUUCUCGUCUCCUCAUGCCCUCGAGCCCCCACUGUCCUGAGCCCCCGUUUCCUUACCUCACCCCAGAUGGAGAAGGAAGAGGACACGACCCGGGAGCUGCUGCUGCCCAACUGGCAGGGCAGCGGCUCCCACGGGCUGACCAUCGCCCAGAGGGACGAUGGCGUCUUUGUGCAGGAGGUGAUGCAGAACUCCCCUGCGGCCCGCACUGGGGUGGUCAGAGAGGGGGACCAGAUUGUGGGUGCCACCAUCUACUUUGACAACCUGCAGUCAGGCGAGGUGACCCAGCUGCUGAACACCAUGGGGCACCACACCGUGGGCCUGAAGCUGCAUCGCAAGGGGGACCGCUCCCCUGAGCCUGGCCAGACGUGGGCCCACGAAAUCUUCAGCUCCCGAAGCUCCGAGGUGGUUCUGAGCGGGGAUGAUGAGGACUACCAGCGCAUCUACACCACGAAGAUCAAGCCUCGGCUGAGGUCAGAGGAUGGACUAGAAGGGGAUCCUGGGGAGACCCAGAGCCGCACCAUCACGGUGACUAGAAGGGUCACGGCCUACACUGUCGAUGUGACAGGCCGCGAAGGAGCCAGGGAGAUCGAUAUCAGCAGCCCAGAGUUCAAGAUCAAGAUUCCACGGCAUGAACUGACGGAAAUCUCCACUGUGGAUGUGGACACCCACUCUGGCCAGACAGUGAUCAGACUGCCCUCGGGCCCGGGGGCAGUGUCUCCUACCACAGGCUCAGUUGUGGACAUCCGAGCGGGGUCCGUUUCCGCUUCAGGACUAGAGCUCCAAGGUGCUGGCCACUCGAAGCUCCAGGUCACCGUGCCUGGGAUAAAGGUGGGGAGCCCAGGUGUCAAUGUCAGUGCAAAAGGCUUGAACUUGGGUGGCAAAAGAGGGGUCCAAGUUCCAGGAGUGGACAUUUCGUCUUCUCUUGGGGGUGGGGCAGUGGAGGUGCAGGACCCGUCUCUGGAGAGUGGCAGUAAUGGGAAAAUUAAAAUUCCCACUAUGAAGGUGCCAAAAUUCAGUGUCUCAACAGCACCUGAGGUCCAGGCACCCGUGGCAGGGCUGAGCGUUUCUGUACCUGAAUUCUCUGUGGAGCACAAGGGUGGCAAGCCAGGCCUGACCAUUGGCGGGAACAUCCAGACCCCUCAGCUAGAAGUCAGUGCUCCUUCUGCCAAUAUUGAGGGGUACGAGGGGAAGCUGAAGGGCCCCCAGAUCACUGGGCCAUCCCUUGAGAGUAACCUAGGCCUGAAAGGUGCCAAGCCACAGGGGAGCAUAGGGGUGGACAUCUCAGGGCCCCAAAUCGAGGGCACUCUCAGCGGCUCCAGUGUGGAAGUUCAAGCCCCUGACAUUGAUAUUCAUGGUCCUGGGGGCAAACUGAGUAUGCCCAAGGUGAAAGUUCCCAAAUUCUCUGUAUCAGGUUCUAAGGGAGGGGGAGCUGGCAUUGAUGUGGCACUGCCCACAGGUGAAGUGACUCUUCCUGGGAUGUCUGGGGACGUCAGCCUGCCUGAAGUUGCUGCUGGGGGGCUGGAAGGGAAGGUGAAGGGUACGAAAGUCAAGACUCCUGAAAUGAGCAUACAGAAACCUAAAAUCUCCAUGCAGGAUGUGGAUCUGAGCCUUGGAUCCCCUAAACUGAAGGGAGAUAUUAAGGUUUCAGUGCCUGGGGUGCAAGGUGAUGUUAAAGGCCCUCAAGUGGCAGUUAAGGGCUCCAAAGUGGACAUAGAGACACCUAGCCUUGAGGGGACCCUGACGGGACCCACGCUUAGUAGUCCUUCUGGGAAAACAGGAACGUGCAGGAUCUCUAUGACAGAUGUAGAUCUCAAUGUGGCUGCACCUAAAGUGAAAGGGGGUGUAGAUGUCAUACUCCCCAAAGUAGAAGGGAAAGCCAAAGUCCCUGAAGUGGAUGUCAAAGACCCCAAAGUGGAUGUCAGUGCCCCAGGUGUGGAAGUUCAUGGCCCAGAAUGGAACCUGAAAAUGCCCAAGUUCAGCCCUCCAGGAGUUGAAGGGGAAGGCCCAGAUGUAGAUGUGAAACUACCCAAAGAUGUCAGUAUUUUGGGGCCCAAGGUCAAUGUGGAGGCCCCAAAUGUCAACAUAGGGGGUCUGGGAGGCAAACUUAAAGGCCCUGACAUUAAGCUGCCUGAAGUGAGUGUCAAGACACCAAAGAUCUCCAUACCUGAUGUCGAUUUGCAUGUUAAAGGCACAAAGGUAAAAGGAGAGUAUGAUGUAACAGUCCCAAAACUUGAAGGGGAACUGAAAGGCCCCAAAGUGGACCUUGAUGCCCCAGAUGUGGAUGUUCAGGGCCCAGACUGGCAUCUGAAGAUGCCCAAGAUGAAAAUGCCCAAAAUCAGUGUGCCAGGGUUCAAAGCAGAGGGCCCAGAAGUGGAUGUGAACCUGCCCAAGGCUGAUGUGGACAUUUCUGGGCACAAGGUGGAUGUUAGUGCUCCAGAUGUGAGCAUUGAGGGACCAGAAGGGAAAUUGAAAGGACCUAAGUUUAAGAUACCUGAGAUGAAUAUCAAAGCCCCGAAGAUCUCCAUGCCAGAUGUGGACUUACAUUUGAAAGGCCCUAAAGUAAAAGGAGAAUACGAUGUCACAGUGCCUAAAGUGGAAGGUGAGAUUAAAGUUCCUGAUGUUGAACUUAAAAGUGCCAAAGUGGAUAUCGAUGUUCCAGAUGUGGAUGUUCACGGCCCAGACUGGCACCUGAAGAUGCCCAGAAUGAAAAUGCCCAAGUUCAGCAUGCCAGGCUUCAAAGCAGAGGGCCCAGAAGUGGAUGUGAACCUGCCCAAGACUGACAUUGACAUCUCGGGACCCACGGUGGACGUUGAAGUUCCAGAUGUGAACAUCGAAGGACCUGAAGGAAAGCUGAAGGGUCCCAAGUUUAAGAUGCCUGAGAUGAAUAUCAAGGCCCCUAAGAUCUCUAUGCCUGAUGUGGAUUUGCAUAUGAAAGGUCCCAAGGUAAAGGGAGAAUAUGAUGUUACGCUGCCAAAGAUGGAAGGGGACCUCAAAGGGCCAAAAGUAGAUGUCAGUGCCCCAGAUGUUGAAGUUCAUGGUCCUGAAUGGAACCUAAAGAUGCCCAAGAUGAAAAUGCCCAAAUUUACCAUGCCCAGCCUCAAAGGGGAGGGCCCAGAAGUGGAUGUGAGCCUGCCCAAGGCUGAUGUGGACAUUUCUGCACCCAAGGUAGAUAUUGGUGCUCCAGAUUUGAGCCUUGAAGGACCAGAAGGAAAGUUGAAAGGCCCCAAGUUUAAGAUGCCUGAGAUGCACUUCAAGGCUCCUAAGAUGACUCUGCCAGAUGUUGAUUUGGAUCUUAAAGGACCCAAAAUGAAAGGCAAUCUAGAUAUGUCAGUACCAAAAAUAGAAGGUGAGAUGAAAGUUCCAGAUGUGGACAUCAAAGGACCCAAGGUAGACAUUAAAGCACCAGAUGUGGAAGUCCAAGGUGCAGACUGGAGCCUGAAAAUGCCCAAGAUGAAAAUGCCUAAGUUCAGCAUGCCCGGCUUGAAAGGUGAGGGCCCAGAUGUGGAUGUGAACCUGCCCAAGGCUGACGCUGACAUCUCUGGACCCAAAGUUGACAUUGAAGCCCCAGAUGUGAGCCUUGAAGGUCCAGAAGGGAAGCUGAAGGGCCCCAAGUUUAAGAUGCCUGAGAUGCACUUCAAGACCCCCAAGAUCUCCAUGCCUGACGUGGACUUACACUUGAAAGGUCCUAAGGUGAAGGGGGAUGUGGACGUGUCGGUGCCCAAGAUAGAAGGUGAAAUGAAAGUGCCAGAUGUGGACAUCAAAGGACCCAAAGUGGAUGUCGAUGUCCCAGAUGUGGACAUUCACGGCCCAGACUGGAACUUGAAAAUGCCCAAGAUGAAAAUGCCCAAAUUUAGCAUGCCUGGCUUCAAAGGUGAGGGCCCGGGAGUGGAUGUGAAUGUGCCCGAGGCUGACAUUGACAUCUCUGGACCCACAGUGGACAUUGAAGCCCCAGAUGUCAACAUUGAAGGACCGGAAGGAAAGCUGAAAGGCCCCAAGUUUAAGAUGCCUGAGAUGCACUUCAAGGCUCCCAAGAUCUCCAUGCCUGAUGUGAACUUGAAUCUUAAGGGGCCAAAACUAAAGGGAGAUGUGGAUGUGUCUGUGCCUGAUGUAGAAGGUGAAAUAAAAGUGCCAGAUGUGGACAUUAAAGGGCCCAAAGUUGACAUCAGUGCUCCAGAUGUGGAUGUUCAUGGCCCAGAUUGGCACCUAAAGAUGCCCAAGGUGAAAAUGCCCAAGUUCAGCAUGCCUGGCUUCAAAGGUGAGGGCCCAGAAGUCGAUGUGAACUUGCCCAAGGCCAACAUUGAUGUCUCAGGGCCCAAGGUGGAUGUUGAAGUUCCAGAUGUGAAUAUCCAUGGUCCCGAUGCAAAAGUAAAAGGUCCUAAAUUUAAGAUGCCAGAAAUGAAUAUAAAGCCUCAGAAGAUAUCCAUGCCAGAUGUUGGUUUGCAUUUGAAAGGUCCUAAAAUGAAAGGAGAUUAUGAUGUUACAAUUCCAAAAGUAGAAGGAGAGAUAAAAGCUCCUGAUGUUGACAUCAAAGGUCCCAAAGUGGACAUUAAUGCACCAGAUGUAGGAGUUCAUGGCCCAGACUGGCAUCUAAAGAUGCCCAAAGUGAAAAUGCCCAAGUUCAGCAUGCCAGGCUUCAAAGGAGAGGGCCCAGAAGUGGAUGUAAACCUGCCAAAGGCUGACAUUGAUGUCUCAGGACCCAAGGUGGACAUUGAUGUUCCAGAUGUGAAUAUUGAAGGUCCAGAGGGGAAACUAAAGGGUCCCAAGUUCAAGAUGCCAAGCAUGAAUAUACAGACGCACAAAAUCUCUAUGCCUGAUGUUGGACUUAAUCUAAAAGCCCCUAAGCUGAAAACUGAUGUAGAUGUUUCCCUGCCCAAAGUGGAAGGAGACUUGAAAGGUCCUGAAAUUGACAUGAAGGCCCCGAAGAUGGAUGUGGAUGUUGGUGAUAUUGAUACUGAAGGUCCAGAAGGGAAGCUGAAAGGUCCUAAGUUUAAGAUGCCAGACAUGCACUUCAAGACUCCCAAGCUCUCCAUGCCUGAUGUGGACUUACACUUGAAAGGCCCCAAAGUCAAAGGGGAUGCAGAUGUGUCUAUGCCGAAGAUAGAAGGUGAAAUGAAAGUGCCAGAUGUGGACAUCAAAGGGCCCAAAGUAGACAUCGAUGUCCCAGAUGUGGAUGUUCAUGGCCCAGACUGGCACCUGAAGAUGCCCAAGGUGAAAAUGCCCAAGUUCAGUAUGCCUGGCUUCAAAGGUGAGGGCCCAGAAGUGGAUGUGAACCUGCCCAAGGCUGACAUUAAUGUGUCUGGCCCCAAAGUGGACAUUGAUGCUCCUGAUUUGGAUAUAGAGGGGCCAGAAGGAAAAUUAAAGGGCUCUAAAUUUAAGAUGCCUAAGUUGAAUAUCAAAGCUCCUAAGAUAUCCAUGCCAGAUGUGGACUUGAAUUUGAAGGGACCCAAAGUGAAAGGAGAAAUUGAUGCUUCUGUGCCUGAGCUAGAAGGUGAUCUCAGAGGUCCACAAGUUGAUAUCAAAGGUCCCAGUGUGGAUGUGGAGAUGCCUGAUGUUGAUCUGGAAUGUCCUGAUGCAAAGUUGAAAGGCCCUAAAUUUAAGAUGCCUGAGAUGCACUUCAAGACCCCCAAGAUCUCCAUGCCUGACGUGGACUUACACUUGAAAGGUCCUAAGGUGAAGGGGGAUGUGGACGUGUCGGUGCCCAAGAUAGAAGGUGAAAUGAAAGUGCCAGAUGUGGACAUCAAAGGACCCAAAGUGGAUGUCGAUGUUCCAGAUGUGGACAUUCACGGCCCAGACUGGAACUUGAAAAUGCCCAAGAUGAAAAUGCCCAAAUUUAGCAUGCCUGGCUUCAAAGGUGAGGGCCCGGGAGUGGAUGUGAAUGUGCCCGAGGCUGACAUUGACAUCUCUGGACCCACAGUGGACAUUGAAGCCCCAGAUGUCAACAUUGAAGGACCGGAAGGAAAGCUGAAAGGCCCCAAGUUUAAGAUGCCUGAGAUGCAUUUCAAGGCUCCCAAGAUCUCCAUGCCUGAUGUGAACUUGAAUCUUAAGGGGCCAAAACUAAAGGGAGAUGUGGAUGUGUCUGUGCCAAAAUUGGAAGGAGAUUUGAAAGGGCCCAGUGUGGACGUGGAGAUGCCUGACGUUGAUCUGGAAUGUCCUGAUGCAAAGCUGAAAGGCCCUAAGUUUAAGAUGCCAGACAUGCACUUCAAGACCCCCAAGAUCUCCAUGCCUGAUGUGGACUUACACUUGAAAGGCCCCAAAGUGAAAGGGGAUGUGGAUGUGUCUGUGCCCAAGAUAGAAGGUGAAAUGAAAGUGCCAGAUGUGGACAUUAAAGGCCCCAAAAUAGACAUUGAUGCCCCAGAUGUGGAUGUUCAUGGCCCAGACUGGCACCUGAAGAUGCCCAAGGUGAAAAUGCCCAAGUUCAGUAUGCCUGGCUUCAAAGGAGAGGGACCAGAUGUGGAUGUGAACCUACCCAAGGCUGACAUUGACAUCUCUGGACCCAAGGUGGACAUUGAAGCCCCGGAUAUGAACAUUGAGGGUCCAGAAGGUAAACUGAAAGGUCCGAAGUUCAAGAUGCCUGAAAUGCACUUUCAUGCGCCUAAGAUCUCCAUGCCUGAUGUUGAUUUCAACUUAAAAGGGCCUAAAAUCAAAGGAGACUUUGAUGUUUCUGCCCCAAAGCCGGAGGGAGAGUUAAAGGGUCCAGAAGUGGAUGUCAGAGGUCCCAAAUUGGAUGUUGACAUGCCAGACAUAGCUGUGGAAGGUCCAGAUGGCAAAUGGAAAAGUCCUAAAUUUAAGAUGCCAGACAUGCACUUUAAAGCUCCCAAAAUAUCCAUGCCAGACAUUGAUCUACACUUAAAAAGUCCCAAGAUAAAGGGAGAGGUGGAUGUUGAUGUUCCCAAACUGCAAGGUGACCUCAAAGGGCCAGACCUCAAAGAUGACAUCAGUGGGCCAGAUAUCAACAUCGAAGGACCAGAGGGCAAAUUGAAAGGUCCCAAGUUCAAGAUGCCUGACAUGCAUUUCAAAGCCCCAAAUAUUUCUAUGCCUGAUGUGGACCUAAAUUUGAAAGGACCAAAAAUCAAGGGGGAUGUUGAUGUGUCUGUGCCUGAGGUAGAAGGUAAAAUUAAAGUACCAGAUGUGAACAUCAAGGGCCCCAAAGUAGACAUAAAUGCUCCUGAUGUUCAUGGCCCAGACUGGCACCUGAAAAUGCCCAAAAUGAAAAUGCCCAAGUUCAGCAUGCCUGGUUUCAAAGCAGAGGGUCCAGAGGUAGACGUGAAUCUUCCCAAGGCUGACACUGAUGUCUCAGGACCCAAAGUUGACAUUGAAGCCCCAGAUAUGAGCAUCGAGGGUCCAGAGGGAAAAAUCAAGGGGCCUAAAUUUAAGAUGCCAGAAAUGAACAUCAAAACUCCCAAGAUCUCCAUGCCAGAUGUAGAUUUACACUUGAAAAGUCCUAAGGUCAAAGGUGAUGUGGACAUUUCCCUGCCUAAGGUGGAAGGUGACCUGAAGGCCCCCAAAGGGGACAUUGAUGUCCCAGAUGUUGAUGCUCAGGGCCCAGACUGGCACCUGAAAAUGCCCAAGAUGAAAAUGCCCAAGUUCAGCAUGCCAGGCUUCAAAGGAGAGGGCCCAGAAGUGGACGUGAACCUGCCCAAGGCUGACAUUGACAUCUCAGGACCCAAGGUGGACAUUGAAGGCCCUGAUGUUAACAUUGAGGGUCCUGAGGGAAAGUUGAAAGGUCCUAAGUUCAAGAUGCCUGAGAUGAACAUCAAAGCCCCCAAGAUCUCCAUGCCUGACUUUGAUUUGCACCUGAAAGGCCCCAAGGUAAAGGGUGAUGUGGAUGUGUCUCUGCCCAAAGUGGAAGGUGACCUAAAGGCCCCUGAAGUUGACAUCGAGGGCCCCAAGGUGGAUGUUGAUGUCCCAGAUGUGGAUGUCCGUGGCCCAGACUGGCACCUGAAGAUGCCCAAGAUGAAAAUGCCCAAGUUCGGCAUGCCUGGCUUCAAAGGAGAGGGCCCAGAAGUGGACGUGAACCUGCCCAAAGCUGACAUUGAUGUCUCAGGACCCAAGGUGGACAUUGAAGGCCCUGAUGUUAACAUUGAGGGUCCUGAGGGAAAGUUGAAAGGUCCUAAGUUCAAGAUGCCUGAGAUGAACAUCAAAGCCCCCAAGAUCUCCAUGCCUGACUUUGAUUUGCACCUGAAAGGUCCCAAGGUAAAGGGUGAUGUGGAUGUGUCUCUGCCCAAAGUGGAAGGUGACCUAAAGGCCCCUGAAGUUGACAUCAAAAUCCCCAAGGUGGACGUUGAUGUCCCAGAUGUGGAUGUUCAUGGCCCAGACUGGCACCUGAAGAUGCCCAAGAUGAAAAUGCCCAAGUUCAGCAUGCCUGGCUUCAAAGGAGAGGGCCCAGAAGUGGAUGUGAACCUGCCCAAGGCUGACAUAGAUGUGUCAGGACCCAAAGUGGAUGUUGAAUGUCCUGAUGUGAAUAUUGAAGGACCUGAAGGAAAGUGGAAAAGUCCAAAGUUUAAGAUGCCUGAAAUGCAUUUGAAGACCCCAAAGAUAUCUAUGCCAGAUAUUGAUCUUAAUCUAACAGGUCCAAAAAUAAAAGGAGAUGUGGAUGUCACAGGUCCCAAGCUAGAGGGAGACCUGAAAGGCCCUGAAGUCGACCUCAGAGGCCCCAAAGUGGACAUUGAUGUCCCAGAUGUUGAUGCUCAGGGCCCAGACUGGCACCUGAAAAUGCCCAAGAUGAAAAUGCCCAAGUUCAGCAUGCCAGGCUUCAAAGGAGAAGGCCCAGAAGUGGACGUGAACCUGCCCAAGGCUGACAUUGAUGUGACUGGACCUAAGGUGGACAUUGAAGGCCCUGAUGUUAACAUUGAGGGUCCUGAGGGAAAGUUGAAAGGUCCUAAGUUCAAGAUGCCUGAGAUGAACAUCAAAGCCCCCAAGAUCUCCAUGCCUGACUUUGAUUUGCACCUGAAAGGCCCCAAGGUAAAGGGUGAUGUGGAUGUGUCUCUGCCCAAAGUGGAAGGUGACCUAAAGGCCCCUGAAGUUGACAUCGAGGGCCCCAAGGUGGAUGUUGAUGUCCCAGAUGUGGAUGUCCAUGGCCCAGACUGGCACCUGAAGAUGCCCAAGAUGAAAAUGCCCAAGUUCGGCAUGCCUGGCUUCAAAGGAGAGGGCCCAGAAGUGGAUGUGAACCUACCCAAGGCUGAUUUUGAUGUCUCAGGACCCAAGGUGGACAUUGAAGGCCCUGAUGUUAACAUUGAGGGUCCUGAGGGAAAGUUGAAAGGUCCUAAGUUCAAGAUGCCUGAGAUGAACAUCAAAGCCCCCAAGAUCUCCAUGCCAGACAUUGAUCUUAACCUGAAGGGCCCCAAACUGAAGGGUGAUGUGGAUGUGUCUUUACCAAAAGUGGAAGGUGAGAUUAAAGUUCCUGAAGUUGACAUCAAGGGCCCCAAAGUGGAUGUUGAUGUUCCAGAUGUGGAUGUUCAUGGCCCAGAUUGGCACCUGAAGAUGCCCAAGAUAAAAAUGCCCAAGAUCAGCAUGCCUGGCUUCAAAGGAGAGGGCCCAGAAGUGGAUGUGAACCUGCCCAAGGCUGACAUUGAUGUCUCAGGACCCAAGGUGGACAUUGAUGUUCCAGAUGUGAAUAUUGAAGGUCCAGAUGCAAAACUGAAGGGCCCCAAGUUCAAGAUGCCAGAGAUGAACAUCAAAGCUCCGAAGAUAUCCAUGCCAGAUUUGGACCUUAACCUUAAAGGCCCUAAGAUGAAAGGAGAGGUGGAUGUUUCCCUUCCAAAUGUAGAAGGUGAUGUGAAAGGGCCUACUCUUGACAUCAAGGGUCCAAAGAUAGAUGUAGAUGCUCCAGAUAUUGACAUUCAUGGCCCUGAAGGCAAAUUGAAAGGUCCCAAACUGAAGAUGCCAGACAUGCAUGUAAACAUGCCCAAGAUCUCCAUGCCAGAAAUUGACCUGAAUUUGAAAGGGACAAAACUUAAAGGAGAUGUUGAUGUUUCUGGGCCCAAAUUGGAAGGUGACAUUAAAGCUCCCAAGUUGGAUGUAAAGGGUCCAGAAGUGGACAUUUCUGGUCCUAAGGUCAAUCUUGAAGGCAAGUCAAAGAAAUCACGUUUUAAGCUUCCUAAAUUUAACUUUUCAGGCUCCAAAGUUCCGACACCUGAGGUGGAUGUCAAAGUUAAAAAGCCAGAUAUUGAUGUGACAGGUCCAAAAGUUGAUAUUAAUGCUCCUGAUGUUGAGGUUCAAGGGAAAGUGAAAGGAUCCAAGUUCAAAAUGCCUUUCCUGAGUAUUUCAUCUCCUAAAGUUUCUAUGCCUGAUGUGGAGUUAAAUCUGAAAGGUCCUAAAGUUAAAGGAGACUUAGAUGUUACAGCUCCUAAUUUAGAAGGUGACUUUAAAGGACCCAAAGUAGAUAUUAAAGGACCAGAAGUUCAUCUUGAUGCACCUGAUGUGGAUGUUCAUGGUCCAGAUUGGAAUUUGAAAAUGCCCAAAAUGAAAAUGCCCAAGUUUGGUGUGCCCGGCUUAAAAGCGGAAGGGCCGGAAAUGGCUGUGGAUCUGCCAAAAGGAGAUAUCAACAUAGAGGGCCCCAGAGUGGACAUUGAGGGUCCAGAAAUCAAUGUGGAAGGUGCAGAAGGAGGCUUAAAAGGUCCCAAACUCAAGAUGCCUGACAUGAAUAUCAAAACUCCCAAGAUCUCCAUGCCUGACAUUGAUUUAGACCUGAAGGGCCCCAAGGUGAAAGGUGAUAUGGAUGUUUCUCUGCCCAAAGUUGAAGGGGAUCUGAAAGGGCCAGAGAUUGAUAUCAAAGGGCCCAAAGUGGACAUUGAUGCCCCUGGUGUGGAUGUUCAUGGCCCAGACUGGCACCUGAAAAUGCCCAAGAUGAAAAUGCCCAAGUUCAGCAUGCCUGGCUUCAAAGGUGAAGGCCCAAAUGUGGAUGUUACCAUCCCUAAAGCUGACAUUGAUAUUUCUGGCCCCAAAGUGGACAUUGAUGCCCCAGAUGUGAGUAUUGAAGGUCCAGAUGCAAAACUGAAGGGCCCCAAGUUCAAGAUGCCUGAGAUGAACAUCAAAGCCCCCAAAAUCUCCAUGCCUGACCUUGAUCUGAACUUGAAGGGCCCCCAAAUAAAAGGUGAUGUGGAUAUGUCUUUGCCAAAAGUAGAAGGUGACCUAAAGGGCCCUGAGGUGGACAUAAAGGGCCCCAAAGUGGACAUCGACACUCCUGAUAUUAACAUUGAAGGCCCAGAGGGGAAACUGAAGGGGCCCAAAUUCAAGAUGCCAGAGAUGCACCUAAAGACUCCUAAGAUUUCCAUGCCUGAUACUGAUUUAAACCUGAAGGGCCCCAAGGUGAAGGGCAAUGUGGAUGUUUCCCUUCCCAAGUUUGAAGGGGAUCUGAAAGGCCCUGAAGUGGACCUCAAAGGUCCCAAAGUGGGCAUUGAUGCCCCUGAUGUGGAUGUUCAUGGACCAGACUGGCACCUGAAGAUGCCCAAGAUGAAAAUGCCCAAGUUCGGCAUGCCUGGCUUCAAAGGAGAGGGCCCAGAAGUGGACGUAAACCUGCCCAAAGCUGACAUUGAUGUCUCAGGACCCAAGGUGGACAUUGAAGGCCCUGAUGUUAACAUUGAGGGUCCUGAGGGAAAGUUGAAAGGUCCUAAGUUCAAGAUGCCUGAGAUGAACAUCAAAGCCCCCAAGAUCUCCAUGCCUGACUUUGAUCUGCACCUGAAAGGCCCCAAGGUAAAGGGUGAUGUGGAUGUUUCCCUGCCUAAAGUGGAAGGUGACCUAAAAGGCCCUGAAGUUGACAUCAAGGGCCCCAAGGUGGAAGUUGAUGUCCCAGAUGUGGAUGUCCAUGGCCCAGACUGGCACCUGAAAAUGCCCAAAAUAAAAAUGCCCAAGAUCAGCAUGCCUGGCUUCAAAGGAGAGGGCCCAGAAGUGGACGUGAACCUGCCCAAAGCUGACAUUGAUGUCUCAGGACCCAAGGUGGACAUUGAUGUUCCAGAUGUGAAUAUCGAAGGUCCAGAUGCAAAACUGAAGGGCCCCAAGUUCAAGAUGCCUGAGAUGAACAUCAAAGCCCCCAAGAUCUCCAUGCCUGACUUUGAUUUGCACCUGAAAGGUCCUAAGAUGAAAGGAGAUGUGGAUGUUUCUCUGCCUAAGGUGGAAGGUGACCUAAAGGCCCCUGAAGUUGACAUCAAAGGGCCCAAAGUGGACAUUGAUGUCCCCGAUGUGGACGUUCAUGGUCCAGACUGGCACCUGAAGAUGCCCAAGGUGAAAAUGCCCAAGUUCAGCAUGCCUGGCUUCAAAAGCGAGGGCCCUGAUGUGGAUGUGAACCUGCCCAAAGCUGACAUUGACAUCUCAGGACCCAAGGUGGACAUAGACGCUCCUGAUGUUGACAUUCAUGGCCCAGAAGGGAAACUGAAGGGUCCCAAGUUUAAAAUGCCUGAUCUGCACCUCAAGACACCCAAGAUCUCCAUGCCUGAAGUGGACCUGAAUCUGAAGGGUCCCAAGGUAAAGGGUGAUGUGGAUGUGUCUCUGCCCGAAGUGGAAGGUGACCUAAAGGCCCCUGAAGUUGACAUCAAGGGCCCCAGAGUGGACAUUGACGUCCCAGAUGUGGAUGUUCAUGGCCCAGACUGGCACCUGAAGAUGCCCAAGGUGAAAAUGCCCAAGUUCAGCAUGCCUGGCUUCAAAGGAGAAGGCCCAGAAGUGGAUGUGAACCUGCCCAAGGCUGACAUUGAUGUCUCAGGACCCAAGGUGGACAUUGAUGUUCCAGAUGUGAAUAUUGAAGGUCCAGAUGCAAAACUGAAGGGCCCCAAGUUCAAGAUGCCAGAGAUGAACAUCAAAGCUCCUAAGAUUUCCAUGCCUGAUAUUGACUUUAACCUGAAAGGUCCCAAGGUAAAGGGUGAUGUGGAUGUGUCUUUGCCCAAAGUGGAAGGUGACCUCAAGGGCCCCGAAAUUGACAUCAGGGGGCCCAAAAUGGACAUUGAUGCCCCUGAUGUGGAUGUUCAUGGUCCAGAUUGGCACCUGAAAAUGCCCAAGGUGAAAAUGCCCAAGUUCAGCAUGCCUGGCUUCAAAGGAGAGGGCCCAGAAGUGGAUGUGAACCUGCCAAAGGCUGACAUUGAUAUUUCUGGCCCCAAAGUGGACAUUGAUGCCCCAGAUAUGAAUAUUGAAGGUCCAGAUGCAAAAUUGAAGGGCCCCAAGUUCAAAAUGCCAGAGAUGAACAUCAAAGCUCCCCAAAUCUCCAUGCCUGACCUUGACUUUAACCUGAAGGGCCCCAAAGUGAAGGGUGAUGUGGAUGUUUCUUUGCCCAAGGUGGAAGGUGACCUCAAGGGCCCUGAAAUUGACAUCAAGGGCCCCAAAUUGGACGUCGACACUCCUGAUAUCAAUAUUGAAGGUCCAGAAGGAAAAUUGAAGGGCCCCAAAUUUAAGAUGCCAGAGAUGCAUAUUAAAGCCCCCAAGAUCUCCAUGCCUGACUUUGAUUUAAAUUUGAAAGGACCAAAAGUAAAGGGUGAUGUGGACCUUUCAUUACCUAAGGUGGAAGGUGAUCUAAAAGGGCCAGAGGUGGACAUUGAAGGUCCUGAAGGGAAACUCAAAGGUCCCAAAUUUAAGAUGCCUGAUGUCCAUUUCAAAACCCCACAAAUCUCCAUGAGCGACAUUGAUUUGAACUUGAAAGGACCUAAGAUAAAGGGAGAUUUGGAUAUUUCCAUUCCUAAACUGGAAGGAGAUCUGAAAGGCCCCAAAGUGGAUGUUAAAGGGCCUAAUCUGGACAUAGACAUGCCUGAUGUUGACAUUCAUGGCCCAGAAGGGAAACUGAAGGGUCCCAAGUUUAAAAUGCCUGACCUGCACCUCAAGACACCCAAGAUCCCUAUGCCUGAAGUGGACCUGAAUCUGAAGGGUCCCAAGGUAAAGGGUGAUGUGGAUGUGUCUCUGCCCAAAGUGGAAGGUGACCUAAAGGCCCCAGAAGUUGACAUCAAGGGCCCCAGAGUGGACAUCGACGUCCCAGAUGUGGAUGUUCAUGGCCCAGACUGGCACCUGAAGAUGCCCAAGGUGAAAAUGCCCAAGUUCAGCAUGCCUGGCUUCAAAGGAGAGGGCCCAGAAGUGGAUGUGAACCUACCCAAGGCUGACAUUGAUGUCUCAGGACCCAAGGUGGACAUUGAUGUUCCAGAUAUGAAUAUUGAAGGUCCAGAUGCAAAACUGAAGGGCCCCAAGUUCAAGAUGCCAGAGAUGAACAUCAAAGCUCCUAAGAUUUCCAUGCCUGAUAUUGACUUUAACCUGAAAGGUCCCAAGGUAAAGGGUGAUGUGGAUGUGUCUUUGCCUAAAGUGGAAGGUGACCUCAAGGGCCCCGAAAUUGACAUCAGGGGGCCCAAAAUGGACAUUGAUGCCCCUGAUGUGGAUGUUCAUGGUCCAGAUUGGCACCUGAAAAUGCCCAAGGUGAAAAUGCCCAAGUUCAGCAUGCCUGGCUUCAAAGGUGAGGGCCCAGAAGUGGAUGUGAACCUGCCAAAGGCUGACAUUGAUAUUUCUGGCCCCAAAGUGGACAUUGAUGCCCCGGAUGUGACUAUUGAAGGUCCAGACGCGAAAUUGAAGGGUCCCAAGUUCAAGAUGCCAGAGAUAAACAUCAAAGCUCCCAAAAUCUCCAUGCCUGAUGUUGACCUGGAUUUGAAAGGAUCCAAAGUCAAAGGAGAUUUUGAUGUGUCCGUCCCUAAGAUUGAAGGUACUUUCAAAGGCCCAGAAGUAGACCUUAAAGGUUCAGGUCUGGAUUUUGAAGGCCCGGAUGCCAGGUUCAGUGGCCCAAAUUUGAAGAUGCCAUCGCUGGAUAUAUCUACCCCUAAAGUAACUGUUCCUGAUGUUGAUUUGCAUUUCAAGGCACCCAAAAUUGGGGUUUCUGGUCCCAAGUUGGAAGGUGCUGAACUGGACCUCAAAGGGCCCAAAGUUGAUUUAGAAGCUCCAAGCUUAGAUGUACACACAGAGAGCCCAGAUAUUAAUAUUGAGGGGCCAGACAUUAAAAUUCCCAAAUUUAGGAAACCCAAGUUUGGUUUUGGGGCAAAAAGCCCUAAAGCUGACUUUAAGUCACCUUCCCUGGAUGUGACCAUUCCUGAGGCAGAGCUGAAUGUUGAGACUCCUGAAAUUAGUGUUGGUGGCAAGGGCAAGAAGAGUAAGUUUAAAAUGCCAAGAAUUCACAUGAGUGGCCCUAAAAUGAAGGCCAAAAAACAGGGAUUUGACUUGAAUGUUCCUGGGAACGAAAUUGAUGCCAGUCUUAAGCCUCCUGAUGUAGAUGUCAAUGUUGCCGGGCCAGACGCCACACUUAAAGCUGAUGUGAAAUCCCCCAAAACCAAGAAACCUAUGUUUGGGAAAAUGUACUUUCCAGAUGUAGAAUUUGACAUUAAAUCACCUAAAUUCAAAGCUGAGGCCCCCCUCCCUAGCCCCAAACUGGAGGGUGAAAUCCAGGCACCUGAUGUGGAUAUUUCUUCUCCUGGGAUUCAUGUGGAAGGUCCCGAUAUCAAGCUGAAGGCUCCCAAGAUCAAGCUGCCCGGUAUGGAUGUCUCAGGGGGAAAAAUAGAGGGUGACUUGAAAGGCCCCAGGGUGCAGGCGAACUUGGACGCACCUGACAUCAACAUUGAAGGCCCAGAUGCUAAAGUCAAAGCCCCGUCGUUCGGCAUUUCUGGCCCUCAGGUCUCCAUCCCCGAUGUGAACGUUAGCUUGAAAGGACCAAAGAUAAAGGGUGAUGUCCCCAUUGUGGGACUGGAAGGACCAGACGUAGAUCUGCAAGGUCCAGAAUCAAAGAUCAAAUUCCCCAAGUUUUCAAUGCCCAAGAUCAGCGUCCCUGGUGUGAAGAUGGAAGGGGUAGGAGCUGAGGUCCAUGCCCAGCUGCCCUCUCUCGGAGGAGGCUUGAAUGCACCUGAUGUUAAGCUUGAAGGGCCGGAUGUGUCUCUGAAAGGGCCAAGAGUAGACUUGCCUUCAGUGAACCUCUCUAUGCCAAAAGCCUCUGGACCUGACCUUGACCUGAACUUGAAAGGACCAAGUUUGAAGGGAGACCUGGAUGCCUCUGUUCCCGGUGUGAAGGUGCACUCCCCAGGGCUUGACCUCAGAGGUCAAGGUGGAAAGGUGAGGAUGGAAGGAGACAGUGUGAAAGUGCCUGGGAUCGACGCCACGCUAAACCUGGGCACCCCAGAUGUGACCCUGAAGGGACCAAGCCUGCAGGGAGACCUGGCUGUCUCUGGUGACAUCAAAUGCCCUAAAGUAUCAGUAGGUGCUCCUGAUCUAAGCUUGGAGGCCCCUGAAGGUGGCAUUAAACUUCCCCAAAUGAAGCUGCCCCAGUUUGGCAUCUCGACUUCAGGGUCCGACUUGGACAUGAACGUCCAAGGGCCACAAGUGACUGGAGAACUACAGGCCCCAGGCAUCGGUGUGAACCUCGGAGGCCUGAACCUGAAAGGGCCUCAGAUCUCUGACCCUCAAAUCUCAGCACCAGACAUGGACCUGAACUUGGAAGGACCAAAAAUAAAAGGGAGCCUCGGGGCCACUGGUGAAAUGAAAGGCCCCACUGUUGGAGGAGGUCUUCCGGGCAUCAGUGUUCAAGGCCUCGAAGGAAACGUCCAGAUGCCUGGAAUUAAGUCCUCUGGAUAUGGUGUGGAGCUGCCAGGCGUGAGUGUGAAACUCCCAACGGGGCAAAUUUCUGGUCCCGCAAUCAAAGGCGAUCUGAAAGGUUCAGGAAUAGGUUUCCAUGGGGCUGCUCCCGACAUUAACGUCAAGGGGCCUUCACUUAAUGUGGCCUCUCCUGAGUCAGAUUUCGGUGUCAGCUUGAAGGGCCCGAAAAUCAAAGGAGGUGUGGAUGUUUCAGGGGGUGUCAGCGCCCCAGCUGUCAGCCUGGGCGAAGGGAACGUGAGCGUCAAAGGACCCCAGGCCUCCUCCACUCUCAACUUGGAUGCACCUAAGUUUGCUGGGGGACUUCAUUUCUCAGGACCAAAGGUAGAAGGAGGUGUGAAAGGAGGCCAGGUUGGACUCCAGGGUCCUGGGCUGAGUAUGUCUGGGUCUCCAGGUCACUUGGAAAGCAGAUCUGGAAAAGUAACAUUCCCCAAGAUGAAGAUCCCCAAAUUCACCUUCUCUGGCCGUGAGCUGGUUGGCAGAGAAGUGGGGGUAGAUAUUAACUUCCCUAAAGCGGAGGCCACUGUCCAGGCUGGGGCCGGAGAGGGAGAGUGGGAAGAGUCUGACGUAAAACUUAAGAAGUCCAAAAUCAAAAUGCCCAAGUUCAAUUUUUCCAAACCUAAAGGGAAAGGUGGUGUCACGGGCUCCCCGGAAGCAACCAUUUCAGGGUCCAAAGGCGACCUGAAGAGCUCGAAGGCCAGCCUGGGUUCUCUGGAAGGAGACGCCGAGGCUGACACAUCAUCACCCAAAGGCAAAUUCUCCUUAUUUAAAAGUAAGAAGCCCCGGCACCGCUCCAAUUCCUUCAGCGACGAACGGGAGCUCUCGGCGCCUUCCACCCCGACGGGGACUUUGGAGUUUGAAGGUGGGGAAGUGUCACUGGAAGGCGGGAAAGUCAAAGGGAAACACGGAAAGCUGAAAUUUGGUACCUUUGGUGGAUUGGGUUCAAAGAGCAAAGGUCAUUAUGAGGUGACUGGGAGCGAUGACGAGACAGGCAAGUUACAGGGAAGUGGAGUGUCCUUGGCCUCUAAGAAGUCCCGACUGUCUUCUUCUUCCAGCAAUGACAGUGGGUCUAAGGUUGGCAUCCAGCUUCCCGAGGUGGAGUUGGUGGUUUCCAAGAAAGAGUAGCAGGCCUCUAUGUGUGUGUACAUAUAUGUAUAAAAAUACACCAGCCUUGGGUGUGUUUGUAUAUAAACUCCAGAGAGAAACACGCCGACAGCCUCAGCGUAAUGCAGAGAUCUGGCCUCUGCCUGUGCCAAGUGCUGAAAAAGCCAACCAGCCGCCUUAGUUCCCCCGGCCCGGAGCUUUACAGAUACAGGAACUAAGGGUUCCAAGUUCGUCCAGCCCAUGUGCAGAGCCAACAGUAUUUGCCUUGAGAUUACAGUUUUGUUUUGUUUUGUUUUUUUUGCAUUGAAUGCUGAGAGCUCCUGUUUACUAAGCAAGCUUUUGUGUUUAUUAUCCUCAUUUUUACUGAACAUUGUUAGUGUCGGGGUAAUGGAAACCCACUUUUUCAUUGUAAUGACUUUGGGGGCUUUUGUUAGUAAGGGUGGGGUGGGGUAGAAGGCAGUAGAGGGGGCCAGACCUCCAUUUCUCCUAAGAUUGGAUCUGUUCAAACAGGGAACACCCAGGGAGGGCCGAGAGGAGCCGCCAGGCAGGGCGCAUGGGUGUCUUUAGGUCUCUUUAGCAUUGCUUUUUUCCCCCAGGGGUGGCGGUCCUAGCCAGUUUGGUGUUCACGGUGAGACGGAAUUAGAAUCUGUUUGCAAAUUGGCCGAUGUCCCCCCAGCUCAACACGUUCUGUGCAUUGUGGGAGAAAUGUUUCCUUCAUGGCCGCCACAUUCCUGAGACUAGUUCUGAUUUCUUUUAAUAAAUGUUACCGUGAUUAAGAAAAUUUCCCGCACUUUAAUGGCAAAUUAAUUGAGAAUGUAAGAAAAUCGAUGCUGUCAAAGGCAAAUAAAGCUGUUUAUUAACCCUGA
Messenger RNA from Mirounga angustirostris (Northern elephant seal), 18938 nucleotides. RefSeq names its product AHNAK nucleoprotein (gene AHNAK). The coding region runs from base 448 to 18093 and encodes 5881 amino acids. Gene Ontology annotation, biological process: regulation of RNA splicing. The transcript is spliced from 6 exons. Lineage: Eukaryota; Metazoa; Chordata; Mammalia; Carnivora; Phocidae. The record is from RefSeq and is a predicted model, not a curated record. Gene Ontology annotation, cellular component: cytoplasm; nucleus; costamere. Gene Ontology annotation, molecular function: protein binding.